CUCUGCUUACGCAGGCGCUGUCUCUUUAAAACUGGCAGAAGGACGGUGCUGCUUAGGGGGGGCGGUUGGCUGCGAUGAAGCGGUCCCUCUCUAAUGAGCAGGUUUGAGAGACAUCACAGAGAGAGAGAAAGAGAGAGAGAGACCCCAGCACAACGAAGGACGGGGGAAACAAGACAGCGGCAACCUGGAACAAGAAAAGACGGAGAGGAAGGGAGACAAUUUGAAAUUAUGACAGUGAAGCUUUUAGGAGAAAUCGCGAGGAGAAUAUCAUUGGAUUUUAUGCCGUUGAGCGGACCGUAGCAAGGGCUUCGACGCUAGACUGCAACAGGAGCCAGGGAAAUCACAGAGAGAGAGCGAGGGAAGGAGGAGGAGGAGAAGAAGAAGAGGAGGGGGAGAAGGAAGGGAAAAGGAAAAAGGCAGAAUUAGAUGAGCCGUUUGUUUCUCUGGGGUGUGCGUGCGCGAGCAGUCUGCCGGCCGGGGUGUGUGUGCGCGUGAGCGCUGCGUGUGCGUGGAGAGAGACCGCAUUGGCGUCUCACGGACGGGCUACAGAGAGGAGCCUAGCCGAAGCCACCUGUCUUUCUUUUCUCCGUGCCUCUCUCUCUCUCUCCCUCCCUCCCUCCCGGUUUGUGGCGAGCCCGGGUGUCGGGAUGGCGCUAGGGAGAAGCCGGGUCGCCCUGGUGCCGAGCGGCGAAGGCGCCCGUCCGUACUGAACGCGCAGUCGGUGGCGGCUGCGUCGCCCACAGGACUCCGGCUCUCUAGGUGGAGUCCGUGUGUUUUUCUCUGCUGGGGGAAAAGGAGGAGAAAACAAAAGGGAAGAAGAAUAAGGAGCCAGAGGGAGAUUGUCGACUGGGAGGGUGUGGGCGCUGGGAGGGGGCAGAGGUGCGUUGGUGUGAGGAGCGAGGAGGCGCAUGGCUGGUGGAGGCCUCCCCCCUUCCCAGAGUCACGGCCGCAGGAGAUUCGGCCAGGAGUAGCAUCUCCAGAAGGAUGGUCUGAAGAAGCUUGCACCACACCAGCCUGGCCUAACAGGAGGGGGGCUUCUCUCUUGUGGGGGCUCUUUUUCCUUUUUUUUAAAGAACCACCAAGGAGGAUUUGUCUUCAGUGUCUUCCUCCCACCCCCCCAAUCAGCUUUAUUUGUUUAUUUUUUUCUUUUUCUUUUUUUUUUUUUUGAAGUUUGGGGGAUUUGCCAAAACCUAUUUCAUGCAUGUCCACUGGGGGCAGGUUCAACUUUGAUGAUGGGGGGUCAUACUGCGGCGGGUGGGAAGACGGCAAGGCCCACGGGCACGGCAUCUGCACCGGGCCCAAGGGGCAGGGCGAGUACGCCGGUUCCUGGAGCCACGGCUUCGAGGUGGUGGGUGUCUACACCUGGCCCAGUGGAAACACCUACCAGGGCACCUGGGCGCAGGGCAAGCGCCACGGCAUUGGGGUGGAGAACAAGGGCAAGUGGGUCUACAAGGGCGAGUGGACACAUGGAUUUAAGGGACGCUAUGGCCUACGUGAGAGCACUGCGAGCAGUGCCAAGUAUGAGGGCACCUGGAACAACGGGCUGCAGGAUGGAUACGGCACCGAGACCUACUCUGACGGAGGAACCUACCAGGGCCAGUGGGUGGGCGGCAUGCGGCAUGGCUAUGGCGUCCGCCAGAGCGUCCCCUACGGCAUGGCGGCCGUCAUCCGCUCUCCAUUGCGUACCUCCAUAAACUCGCUGCGCUCGGAGCACAGCAACGGCACCGUGCUGCACCCGGACGGCGGCGGCGGGGGAGGGGGCGGGCCCGGCGGUGCGGCGGCAGGCAGCCCAGCCGUGUCGCGGGGCGGCUUUGUGCUGACGGCCCACGGCGACGCCGAGCUGCUCAAGGGCAAGAAGAAGAGCCUCUUCCGGCGCUCUAUCCUCAGCGGGCUGAAACUGCGCAAGUCUGAGUCCAAGAGCUCACUGGCCAGCCAGCGCAGCAAGCAGAGCUCCUUCCGCAGCGAGGCGGGCAUGAGCACCGUCAGCUCGGCCGCCUCCGACAUCAACUCCACCAUCAGCCUGGGUGAGGGCGAGGGCGAGCUCUCCGUGCUGGAGGACGACGUGGACGCCACCACGACCGAGACCUACGCCGGCGAGUGGAAGAACGACAAGCGCUCGGGUUGCGGCGUGAGCCGUCGGUCCGACGGCCUUCGCUACGAGGGCGAGUGGGCGGCCAACCGGCGCCAAGGCUAUGGCUGCACCACCUUCCCUGAUGGCACCAAGGAGGAGGGCAAGUACAAGCAGAACGUGCUGGUCAGUGGCAAACGCAAGAACCUCAUCCCGCUGCGGAGCAGCCGCAUCCGUGAGAAGGUGGACCGCGCUGUGGAGGCCGCUGAGAAGGCAGCCGACAUCGCCAAGCAGAAAGCCGAGAUCGCCCUGUCCAGGACAGCCCACGCACGGGGAAAGGCGGAGGCGGCGAUGGGAGCAGCCCAGAAGGCCCAGGAGGAGUGCCGACUCGCUAGGGUCACUGCCAAAGAAUUCUCCCCCUCCUUUCAGCACCGCGGAAACGGAGUAGAGUGUCAAAGGCCAAAGCACCAGAACUCGAGUGAGAACGACAUAGAGGUGAUUUCCAGCGGCACGCCUGACAGCCCCGAGCUCUACAUGAAGGGCACCACGCCACCCGACCUGACGCCCGACCUAAGUCCGGCACCCAGCCGGCCUUCCACACCCCCCUGCAGUCCACCCAAGCCCACCCACCGCGCCAAGAACGCCCGCUUCCUGCGGCAGAGUGCGGUGGACGACGAGCGAGGCACCGCCGAGAUCCAGGUGCUGAUGGAAGGGCGGGGUGGAGGUGGCGAGUAUCUGCGUCCCAACAGCUGGGGCGAGGACAAGCACUCGUCCGGGGGCGGGGGCAGCAGCAGGGGGGGCAGCCGGGGCAGUAGUCGCUCGACAACUCCCUCGGUGCAGGACGAAACACGACUGCCGCGCACCAACGGCCACAGGCACGCCCCGUCCAACCACAAGCCCAGAGAACAUGCCUCAUCCAAUCACAAGCCCCGGGAGCGGUGGGCAGACUGCCCCACGGUGGCCUGGACUACGCAGCGGGCUCUCAGUGAGAGCCUGGCCCACUCGCGGCUGCUGGAACAGGAUGAGGAAAAGCUGAGCAACUACGAGAUGGAGAUGAGACCACUGCAGCCCAUGGACUCGUCCUUCCAGAAGCACUACGGGCCGAGUGAGGAGCGGCACGGGCACGCGGAGCCCCGCCCCCACACGCUGCACAGACUGCAGCCCAAAAGCCGUGAGGCCCGCGAGGCCCGGGAGGGGGUGCGGCCCCCCAGUGCCCGUGAGGCCCGGAACGGGGACCCGGACUCAGUGCAGAAGCUGGACAGCCUGCGUGCCGGGGGGGAGGUGCUGGAGGGGAGAUCCCUGCGCCGGGACCUCACACUCUCCCCCCCACAGAAAUCCUCCCCCAUUGCACUAGAACACGACGAGGAGAACCUGGUCCAGCUCAAGUCAAACUCGGGCUCCAGCUCGAUUCUGGUUGUCAUGGUGAUUUUGCUCAACAUCGGAGUUGCCAUUUUGUUUAUUCACUUUUUUAUUUAAACAAUGUAUUGCCUAUUAAUUAUUCUUAUUAUCUAUACUAUUAUUAUGAAUUGAUAUGAAUAUUAUCAUGACUAUUCACCCGUUGCCCGUUUUGAUGACAAAUACUUCUAUAACGAAUAAGACGCUAAAAAUAAACUCGAAGAAGACGGCAUACCUAGGAAGCUCCUGCCAUUAAAACCUGGGCACAGCAGAAUUCUCGCUCGGCUCCCCGCCCCCUCCCCCCCCACCUCACCAUUCCAGAGCCUGCAUUCCUCCUAAGUUGGGAUUCACUAUAAGUCACUAAUGAUACUAUGCUACUCGCUGUUCUUGUUCGAACCCUCCCUUAUCUGCCUUUUUGCUCUGCUGAUGAUGUGGGUGUUUCGUUUUUCCUUUUUCUUCUUUUUUUCAUUUGUCACUUUUCGGCUCAGUUCCACUGAGAGGUGAACGGCCUUAGUAGCGGC
Messenger RNA from Brienomyrus brachyistius, 3984 nucleotides. RefSeq names its product junctophilin 3b (gene jph3b). Gene Ontology annotation, cellular component: plasma membrane; junctional membrane complex; endoplasmic reticulum membrane. Lineage: Eukaryota; Metazoa; Chordata; Actinopteri; Osteoglossiformes; Mormyridae. The transcript is spliced from 5 exons. Gene Ontology annotation, biological process: regulation of synaptic plasticity. The coding region runs from base 1202 to 3544 and encodes 780 amino acids. The record is from RefSeq and is a predicted model, not a curated record.